This is a messenger RNA of Trichosporon asahii var. asahii CBS 2479, 687 nucleotides long. RefSeq lists its product as uncharacterized. Gene Ontology annotation, molecular function: delta(3)-delta(2)-enoyl-CoA isomerase activity; enoyl-CoA hydratase activity. The coding region runs from base 1 to 687 and encodes 228 amino acids. Gene Ontology annotation, cellular component: peroxisome. The record is from RefSeq and is a predicted model, not a curated record. Gene Ontology annotation, biological process: fatty acid beta-oxidation. The transcript is spliced from 2 exons. Lineage: Eukaryota; Fungi; Basidiomycota; Tremellomycetes; Trichosporonales; Trichosporonaceae.
AUGCCCGAGCACGUCCGUGUAGCCCAGACCGACGACGAAGUGUGGAUGGUAUUCAUGAACUCUGAGCCGAACAACCAGCUCACCGCCGAGUUCAUUGGACAGCUCAACGGCGCUCUCGACAAUGUCGAGCAGCAGUGGAAGGACGCUGGAUCGAAGGGCGGCGCGCUCGUCAUUACGAGCCAGAUCCCGAAGUCAUUCUCGGCCGGCAUCGCCGAGGCUGACUCGAAGGACACCAAGUUCAUCAACGAGGUUUUUGAGCCCCUCAAGACGCGUCUCCUGACGUACCCCCUCGUGACGAUUGCUGCGAUCAACGGCGACGCUCUCGGCGCCGGAUUCCUCCUCGCUCUUCUCUGCGACCACCGCACAAUCCACAGCAGCAAGGGCACGUACUCGCUGCAGGACGCUGUGCUCGGCCACUCGAUCCCGGACAUUCUCAAGGUCAUGAUGAAGGACGCGAAGGCGGCUGAGGACACGGCGGGCGGCAAGGUUUGGUCGACCGAUGACCUGUACGACGCUGGCCUCGUCGAGGAGGUUAUCGAUAACGGCGGCAUGAACCUCGGCAUGCUGGGCGAGCGCUCAGGCGAGAUCGCCGCCGAGAAGGGGGAGGCGUCGGCCGACGGCAAGCACGGAAAGAGCAAGCUGCAGAAGUUCAAGGACGUGCUGUCCAAGGUUAAGGGCAAGCUCUAG